UGUAAAUUUAAUUAAGUGGCAUUGAAUGGGUCCUAAAGUGACACAUUUGCACGUUCAAAUUAAGAAAUAUGCGCACAUUCCUACAAAGUGUAGCUGUCUCUUCAUUUGCACGUCUUCAUUCUUCUCUUGUUCUUUGAUGUCAGUGUUGAUCUUUGCCUCCAGGUGAGUCCUAGUAAUUGAGCAUAAGAAGAAGAAAGGGAAUUCUAUGAAACUAUUGCCACGUACUCUUCUUGCAGCUUUUCAUGAACGUAUUACUGCUCUUCAGGUUUCAGGUUGAACGUACUCAAUCUGUGCACUACUUCAACCUAUUAUUGGAAGUCUUAUGGAUGCUUCCGCCAGCAGUCCACAUCUGCGGAAAUCUGGAAGCUGGGCGGUUGUUUCUGAUUUUGGUGCAUUUGAACCUGGUAGUGGUUUUGAAGAAGAAGCCCUUUUGCAUGGUCUAGAGGCCAAUGAGAUGAAGGGUGUGAGCAUACCAUCGAGCACUACGGCCCCAUCUCCUGUUUUGCUAUGGAGACUUAAGGUGUUUCUUUUUCUCAUCUGGGGUGUUAGUUGUUGCAAGAUCAGCUGGGAUUCAGUCAUGAGAAUGAGCCUAAAUCUCCGUGAUCUGUUCCUGUAUGAGGCUUUUCUUUAUUACAAUCCCUUGCUACUUGUGACCUUAGUGGUUUGGUUUUGGGGCAUGAACCUAUGGGUUUUUUCACAGGCUAAUGUUGACUUUGCUAGAAUUUUUGAUGUCGAUCGAAAUCAUCUCACUCACAGAGAGAUUUGGAAGUGUGCUACCUGGAUGACCGUCAUCGUGCCAACUAGCAUGACUGCCUAUCUCUAUCUCUACUCACACGGAGAAGUUUCGUUUGCUGCAUCUCAACCAGUGAUCCUAUAUGCUGCUUUCGCCAUGGCUCUGAUAUUUCCCUUUGAUAUUUUCUAUUUAUCAUCUCGCUACUUCUUGUUAAGAACACUUUGGAGGAUUGUUUUCCCCCUUCAGGCAAUAGCUUUUCCUGACUUCUUCCUGGCUGAUAUAUUAACUUCUAUGUCAAAGGUAUUUUCAGAUUUGGAGCGUUCAGUUUGUAGAAUGGUUCAUCGUCAGAAUUGUGGAUAUAUCACUCUCUUUCCAAAUAUACAACAACAACAAUAUACCCAGUAUAUUCCCACCAAGUGGAGUCGGUGGAGGGUUGCUACUAUUGCAUGGUUUGAAGCUGACUCUGUUUGUGGCAGUCACUCUGUUGCUAUUCCUAUAGUUCUUGUAUUGCCUUAUCUUUUUCGUCUGUUUCAAUGUCUUCGGCAAUACAAGGAUAUUAGAGAUAGGACUACCUUGUUCAAUGCUUUAAAAUACUCAACAGCAGUACCAGUGAUAUUUCUGUCAGCCCUUAAGUAUCAUGUAGUCCCUGACAACUGGGUUAACCUUUAUAGGCCUUUGUGGCUUCUCUCGGCUGUUGUGAACUGUCUCUAUUCAUUUUACUGGGAUCUGACCAGAGAUUGGGACUUAAGUUGUUUCACUCGGAUUUUCAAGUUUACCAGGCCACACAUUUUAUCACAUUUGUUGUAUGAACGCAAAUGGGUGUACUUUUGGGUGAUCGGAAGCAACCUAAUAUUGCGAUGCACAUGGACAUACAAGCUGUCCGCCCAUCUCAGACAUAAUUACCUCACAGUGUUCGCGAUAACGGCUCUAGAGAUCUUCCGUCGUUUCCAGUGGGCUUUCUUCCGUGUCGAAAAUGCGUGGAAUAAUAUAAGCACCAAAUCGAAUAGUCAAGUAUUCUCCAUGGCUGAUGUCCCCAAAGAAGAAGAAUUGCUCAACUCCAAUGGUCACAAUGUAUAGCUUGCUGCCUAACACUACAUUCUCAUAUCCAUUUUUCCCAAAUUUGCAAAUAAGAUCUAUUUCUUGUCAAUAGCGUAGGAUGCCGUAUAGUGGCAGAUUCAAAAUUUUCAUGAAAGAAGUUCAAAAAAUAAAAAUGUAAUUUGAACUCCCAGCCUCAAGGAUAAUUUUGAACACCCUCGAUCACUAAAUGAACUUCUGAUCUAUGUUCAUGAGGUUCAA
Molecule: messenger RNA, 2029 nt
Organism: Capsicum annuum
Lineage: Eukaryota; Viridiplantae; Streptophyta; Magnoliopsida; Solanales; Solanaceae
Product: SPX and EXS domain-containing protein 1
Exons: 15
Coding region: 323-1810 (495 amino acids)
Cellular component (GO): cytoplasm; membrane
Source: RefSeq, a predicted model, not a curated record